Molecule: messenger RNA, 1988 nt
Organism: Aspergillus vadensis CBS 113365
Lineage: Eukaryota; Fungi; Ascomycota; Eurotiomycetes; Eurotiales; Aspergillaceae
Product: MFS transporter
Exons: 1
Coding region: 32-1804 (590 amino acids)
Biological process (GO): transmembrane transport; spermine transport
Cellular component (GO): fungal-type vacuole membrane
Molecular function (GO): spermine transmembrane transporter activity
Source: RefSeq, a predicted model, not a curated record
GAUGGCGCAUGCAUGUCGCACGCAUGUCGUCAUGACUGAGCCCCAGGGGGUUUACUGUCAGUUCCCUCCAGCUUCUCAUAUUGAUACCUGCCAAGGGGCUUAUUUGCGAUAUGGCAACUGCAUUCUUAAAUCAAAUACAACCGUACCAACAAUGGCUCACCAACCCCGGACAAGUCCUCCUGAAGGACUACAGCAUCUUGUCCGAUCAGAGACCAGGGAAUCUCUGAAUGAUGUCGGUGUGACAGAUAGAACACCCCGGCUUGACUACAACUACCCGGAUAUUGGACGGCCAGCGAGUCCCAUCUUCCCUGAGGAAUACGUUCUUGAAACUAGGACUGGGCUUGUUCCCGAGAGAACAUUGGAACAAAUCCGCACCCGACCCUCAACAGUAAGUCCAGAGGGUCUAGAAGAAGCUAUUUCGAAGGGAGCCGAGUUUGUGACAUUCACCGUCGGAGAUCCCGAGCAUCCCUACAAUUGGUCGCGUUGGUACCGUUGGUACAUCACAUUGAUCGCGUCAACGCUUGUGGUGUGUGUUGCGUUCGGGUCGUCUAUUGUCACUGGGGGACUUGGUUUGAUCGAAGAGAAGUACCAAGUCUCGCUAGAAGUCGCGAUCCUCACUUGCUCUAUCAUGGUCUGUGGGUUUGCUGUUGGCCCGCUGUUGUGGUCUCCCCUUUCCGAAAUCAUCGGCCGACGCCCUGUGUACAUAAUGUCGCUCGGUCUGUACGUCAUCUUCAACAUUCCGUGUGCGCUCUCGCCAAAUAUAGGCGGGCUACUCGUCUGCCGAUUCUUAUGCGGCGUAUUCUCCAGCUCAGGGCUUUCCCUGGCCGGUGGGACCAUUGCUGAUAUCUGGAGCAUUGAGGAGCGAGGAAUGGCCAUUGCGUAUUUUGCGGCGGCACCUUACUGUGGCCCCGUUGUUGGCCCGAUUGUCUGUGGCUGGAUCACUGUUGGGUCGGGUCGCUUGGACCUUUUCUUCUGGGUAAACCUGGCUUUCGCAGGUUCUAUAUUGGUUCUCAUAGGUUUGAUACCGGAGACGUACGCCCCAGUAAUCCUUAAACGACGAGCAGCAAAGCUCAGGAAGGAGACGGGGAAUACGGCUAUCGUUACUGAGCAGGAGAAGCACAAAUUGACCUUGAUGGAAAUUGCGCGUACAAGCCUGAUUCGACCUAUCACGAUGAUCAUGACAGAGCCCGUGCUCGAUCUGAUGUGUAUGUACAUCGUCCUCAUUUACGCCAUGCUCUAUGCCUUCUUUUUCGCCUAUCCCGUCAUAUUCGGUAGACUCUACGGCUACAACGAUGGCCAGAUCGGUCUUAUGUUUAUUCCCAUCCUCAUUGGUUCAUUCUUCGCUUUGGUCACUACGCCACUCAUUGAGAAGCAGUUCAAAAGGGUAUGCGAGGUUCGGGAACCUACUGCAGAGGAUCGGCUUAUUGGCGCCCUUAUUGGCGCCCCUUUUAUUCCAAUAUCGCUCUUCAUUCUCGGCGCUACGUCUUUCAAGCACAUCAUCUGGGUUGGGCCUGCAUCGUCGGGAAUCGCGUUCGGAUAUGGGAUGGUGUUGUGCUACUACGCUGUGAACAACUAUAUCAUCGAUUCGUACCAGGAUUACGCUGCCUCGGCUCUAGCAGCUAAGGUCUUCCUGCGAUCCGGUGGUGGAGCUGCCUUUCCUCUCUUCACCACGCAAAUGUACAACCGGCUGGGGUUGCAGUGGGCUUCCUGGCUUCUUGCAUUUCUUGGUGUGGGAAUGGUUUUCAUCCCAUAUGGAUUCUACGUCUUUGGCGUGAAGCUUCGUGCUAAGCUGAACCGACACUAAAAGCGACGACGUAGGUAAAUUCGUGAUUGAUCUAUCGAAGGUCGUAACUUUGCAUAUGUGAGACAAGUAUGCACUUGUUACAUGUUCGCUCCAUGCCGCCAUUUUACCUUAUAGGCAGAAGGGGACAGCACUACAUUUUUGGUCUAUAUAGUCGAAUAACGACGAUUUACUUUUAGCGAGGUCA